Anopheles marshallii is the source of this 1251-nucleotide messenger RNA. Its product is annotated as short/branched chain specific acyl-CoA dehydrogenase, mitochondrial. Gene Ontology annotation, molecular function: acyl-CoA dehydrogenase activity; flavin adenine dinucleotide binding. Lineage: Eukaryota; Metazoa; Arthropoda; Insecta; Diptera; Culicidae. Gene Ontology annotation, cellular component: mitochondrion. The record is from RefSeq and is a predicted model, not a curated record. The transcript has a single exon. The coding region runs from base 1 to 1251 and encodes 416 amino acids.
AUGCUGCAAAACGUUCUCCGCCAGGCGGUCCGAUCGGUCGGCUCGAUCGGGACGCGCACGUUCGCCAGCUCCUCGUUCGGUACGGCCAACGGUGCCACAUCGCCCCUUACCUACCUGAGCGAGGACGAGCUGGUGAUGAAGGAAACGGUGGCCAAGAUGGCACAGGAACAGAUUGCGCCGCUGGUGAAGAAGAUGGACGAGGAGCACCAGUUCGAUCCGUCCGUGGUGCGGGCCCUGUUCGACAACGGGCUGAUGGGUAUUGAGGUGAGCGACGAGUACGGGGGCAGUGCGUGCAACUUCAUGACCACCAUGCUGGUGGUGGAGGAACUGUCCAAGGUGUGCCCGGCAACGGCCGCCUUCGUCGACAUCCACAACACGCUCGUCAACUCGCUCAUGAUCAAGCUCGGCACGGCGGAACAGAAGAGCAAGUAUCUGCCGAAGCUAAGCCAGGAGUUCAGUGGCAGCUUUGCGCUGUCCGAACCGUCCGCCGGAUCGGAUGCGUUCUCGCUGAAGACCACCGCCAAGAAGGACGGUAACCACUACGUGCUGAACGGUACGAAAAUGUGGAUCUCCAACUCCGACCUUUCCGGUGUGUUCCUGAUCAUGGCGAACGCCAACCCAUCCGCUGGAUAUCGUGGCAUUACGACCUUCAUCGUCGAGCGCGAUUACGAAGGAUUCACCGUGGGCAAGAGGGAAAGCAAGCUGGGUAUCUGUGCGUCCGGUACGUGCACGCUGCAUCUGGACAACGUACGCGUCCCGGAAGAGAAUAUUCUCGGUGAGUUCGGCAAGGGUUACCAGUAUGCGGCCGGGUUCCUGAACGAGGGACGCAUUGGUAUUGGGGCGCAAAUGAUUGGGCUGGCCCAGGGAUGCCUGGAUGCGACCAUCCCGUACCUGCUCGAGCGCAAACAGUUCGGUUCCGAUCUGUACUCGUUCCAGAGCAUGCAGCAUCAGAUCGCUACGAUCGCAACGGAAAUUGAAGCUGCCCGUCUGCUGACGUACAAUGCGGCCCGUUUGCAGGAGGCUGGCGCGCCGUUCCUGAAACAAGCGGCCAUGGCUAAGUUCUACGCGUCGGAAGUGGCGCAACGUACCACGGUCAAGUGUAUCGACUGGAUGGGUGGUGUUGGCUUUACGAAGGAUUUCCCGCAGGAGAAGUACUAUCGCGAUUGUAAGAUCGGUGCGAUCUACGAGGGUACCACCAACAUGCAGCUCAGCACGAUCGCCAAGGUCAUGAAGAAGGAGUAUCAGUCGUAA